Messenger RNA from Ostertagia ostertagi, 714 nucleotides. The record is from the annotation of a GenBank genome assembly. NCBI's taxonomy places the organism in Eukaryota, Metazoa, Nematoda, Chromadorea, Rhabditida, Trichostrongylidae.
AUGGCUAAUGCCGAGAUUGAAUGUAUCGUUCGUGAUACGAAGGAACUGAUGUUUCAAAUAGGCAGUGGAGAUAGGCGUGUCGACGAGAUGAUUCGACGGGUGAAUACUGUGAAUGAAAAGAUGGCUUGCAUGCGGGAGUAUCAGAACAUUAUGAAUGCAGUAAACGCUUUCACCAUUAAUGGAUCACGGAGAACGGUGCUCUUGGAAGAGUUGCAAAGAGAGAACAGGCAAAUUUUAGCCUAUCACGAGGAGAAUCGUAAUCUUCGAGAAGCCAUCGAUGAAUCGAUGGAGACCCUUGCCAAAGUGAUGGCUCGACACCGUAUGGUAAUGGCUAGAAUGAAUAGGUUAUCGAAGCAGCCAUCUUUCAAGGAUGUCACUGGCAUAUUUCCAGAUGAAUGCGAUAAUUCCACGAAAGACAAAGAACGAUUCAGAAAACUUGUUACUGAAACGUCAAGCUUCAUGAAAGUGUGUGAAGACUCGACGUCCAAUGAUUUGCAGAAAUUGUCCCAACUACUACAGGAAAAUCAAGUAUUGCGGGAGAUGCUAUCGACGGCGGCGAUCUCGACCCCUGGCGUAAAACACGUAUUCGCGCAAGCAAUGAGCGAAUUAAAGCCGAAGAUGACGAAUGGUAUCGUCUCUGACUUGGGCAGUGGUAGUGACACUGACGAUGGACUAAAUGAAACCGCCAUUGAGAGGAAAGGCGGACGAGACUGA